AUGUCUGAGCUAGAGGAUCUCCAGCAAGAUAUUGAUGCAUUGACGAGAGAGAUUGGUGAUCUUGUAAAGGAACGCGAUGGCCUGAAAGAUGAGUUAAGGCGAAAUGAUGCAGAUAAACUAGCCAAUCAUCCCGUGGUUAAAAACUUUCAAUCUGUAUUCCACCAGUUCCCUCAAUUAUAUGAUGUGCUAUCUGAGGAAACAACUGCGAGACAUGAAGAGAGUACUCAAGAUCCUAUCUCUUUGAAGAGAAAGAGAAAUACGGAUGUCAAUUCCCCCAAGAAAGAUAAAUCAUUUAGAGGAGAUCACCCACCGGUCUUCCAACAUCAAAUGUUUGAUGAAAGCAUUGCACAAUUCAUUGAUACAAAUAUCUUGACCUCUCCUUCAAAGGCAAGGCGAAGGAUGAAAGAUACGAAAUAUGAUGAGGAUGCACCACGAAACCAAGUGUUAUUAGAAAAUGUUUACAGAAUGUUUGGGAUCACUUAUUUCCCAGUGGUAGAUCCCACCGAUUUAAAAGUGAACAAGGAGACGAAUAAGACUGAGAUAAAUCGUGAAAUGAUCGGUAUUAGACUUGAAGUAUUCAAUGAAAGUAUCGCUAGGUUUGAGAAACCAUAUUACAUUCUACUCAAGAAGAAAAUAAAGUCCGACUCGUGGCUUCUCUUCAAGCAUACCGUACCAAUUUUCAUCGAUGUACAUGCCCUAUUCAACAAGACCAAUGGUGGAGCGAUUAUAUCGCAUGAGAAUAUUUACCUGUUUGCCAAAACGGUGUAUAGACAGCUAAUCGAGCUAACCGCGAGAAUGCAGAAUCUUGAAGAUUUGAUGAGUUCUGGUGUGAUUGAUAAUCUCGACCUUGAUCUGGAAGCUGCGGCAGUCUCCUUCUCAAAGAAUGAAGUCCAAUUCAGGCUAAUGUUGCAUAAGGAUCAAAUAGUAUCUUGCUCAUUGGUAGGUGAGGCACUGGACGGCAAUGUCAAGCCGCAACUAGAGACGAUUUUCCUCGGUCCUCUGCACGAACUAGAGAUCAAACUAAAGCACUUGGAUCAGCUAUAA
This is a messenger RNA of Torulaspora delbrueckii, 1044 nucleotides long. It is a transcript of the gene MCM21, whose product is annotated as Mcm21p. Gene Ontology annotation, cellular component: kinetochore. The record is from RefSeq and is a predicted model, not a curated record. The transcript has 2 exons. NCBI's taxonomy places the organism in Eukaryota, Fungi, Ascomycota, Saccharomycetes, Saccharomycetales, Saccharomycetaceae. Bases 1 to 1044 code for a protein of 347 amino acids.